GUGCGGCAAAGAUGAAUUGAAGGCCGGUUGCUUAAGGAAGUGACAAACAAAAAACACAAGCAUGUUUGCAAGUGACAGAUCUGGGUAUCUGGAACCCCAAUGCACGCCUGCCUUGAACAUGAGUUUGAUAUACAUGCUUGACUAUCGGAGUAGUGAAGUGCCAAUCAACUCCUCGACAGGAUCCGGCGUUUAGAAACUGAAUCCCGGCAAUUUUGAGGGACUUUCAUAAGGGCAGAAUCUGUCGCAGGGGUUCCGAGAUGAAACUACCAAGCGUUUCGAGAUGCUUUCUCUUCUCGAGAUUAUAUUCCAUGAGCUUCUACGUUAUUUAAUAAUGCUGAUGCUAUCCGUUAUUUAAUAUUGUUGACGUUGAUACCUCAAUCUCUUCAGCCGUUACAUUGUGACCCAACGAAAACUUCAAAAAUUUCAUGUGUUAGAGACUGCAUGGAGACGGGAUCCGAGGAGUUCCCAAAUCGUUCAGAGCAUUGCCAUCACGUCCAGUCUCUGGAGGAACAAAGAGGUCAUCAGACCACAGCGACAAGUCAGAAGUCCACUGUACCACGAAUCAAUAGCUGCCGGACAUCGGACUCAAGGGACUACUACUACUAUUAUGAAUUGCAAAGUGAAUAGCCUUCUCCGAUGUAAACAUCUCUGAAUCUCCUUCUCCGAUGCCACAUAUCUCCAGUCGCUACUGGAGAUGUGUGGCAUCGGAGAAGGGGAUUCAGAGAUGUGACAUCAGCGAAUGGACUGCGAGCGCCAGGUUCAUGAACCUGGUCAUUUUCGAUCGGUAGGAAAGCAGCACAAAGCAGACAACGGCUCGCUUUUCCCCCUCCCCACGAUUCUCGAUCGUCGCCAGCGUGAGGUUCUGGAGCCGCGGGGGUCUUAUUCUGUGGGGCCCUCCGCCGACAUUUCGGAUCCAGCUCCAUUUCGGCUCGUCUCGAUACGUAGAAAAACAGGCGACGGAAAUGCUUCCGUACAUUUCGCUCUUUCGAGAUCGAGAUGCGCUACAGACAGAGAAAGUCGACGAGCCCGACACUUGUGCUCCUUUCGUUACAGCUAUUCCAUCCGUCCACCUGAUUCCAUCCAGCAGCUUUCAGUUCGACAUUUUAUUUUACUUUGUGUUCCACCAGAGCCAGUAAAGACAAUCCAGAACAGCCAACAUGUAGGUCUAAGCUAGAAGUUGUACUCCUCUAGAACUUUUUGUAUAACAUUGGGGUUAUAUUUCAUAUCGAAAUGCACAAUGACAGUUCAAUGUCAUUAAGAU
Molecule: messenger RNA, 1261 nt
Organism: Marchantia polymorpha subsp. ruderalis
Lineage: Eukaryota; Viridiplantae; Streptophyta; Marchantiopsida; Marchantiales; Marchantiaceae
Source: the annotation of a GenBank genome assembly